AUGGACCCUGGACAGCGGUUUCGCAACUCUACCACGAAAAGGAGCGAGUUUUUUGGCAAACUCAAGCCAUGUUGUCUCGAGAUCGUCAAGGCUCUUCGGCGAGGCAGCAGCAGCGAGCGGGAUGCCGCCUCGACAGCAGGUUCUUUGACCGCUAUCACAGAGCAACUCCAUGGUAUACUCGUUGACCAGGUCGGCUAUGACUCCCCCGUUCUGGAUGCGGGCAUGGCCGACUAUGUUUUUUUCCCUCUGCUUCCCAUCUUCCAGCACAUCGGCGAUUAUCCGGCUCGCGUCGUUGAAAAUGCGACAAAGUGCCUGAGCGUCCUCAUACAGCAUGGCUGGAAAACAUCCAUAUCGAAGGAGAACGCCCAUGAGUUUCUCAUCUUGCUCACCUCGGUCGUGACUGGUGGAGCGGACCCUGGCAGCCGGCCGGGAGCCAAGCCAGAGUGGCCCGAGGAAACGGUCGUGGAGGGAUACAAAGCGCUGUCGGCCCUCAUGAGGGCUGCCGGGGCUUCUUCUGGGCGUGUCUCUCCAUUGGUGACCACAAACGCCAUUCCCGCGCUGGCGCAUACCGUGACGGUUCUGCUGGAAGGCGUCACCGAUUCUAUUAUCGUCGGCGUCCAGCUCGAGGCUCUUGGGGCAGUCGAGGCUCUGUACACAACCGUCAAGGACCAGGAGGCAUUGGCUGCCUUUCUUCCCGGAACUGUAUCAUCUCUGGUCCGUGCCGUUUCGGCGCCCGGCUCCCAGAAAGCUCCGAAGAGGGUGGUCAUUCGCACACUCGAAGUGCUCUACGCCGUCCUAGUUAACGCCCUCGGAGACUUGCAGACACGUCAUCUACACCUCCUAACAAAAGACACAAAGUUAUCCAGCGAGGGUCCAAAAAGUGACAUUGCGUCGACGACAAGGCCAAAGCUGGAUGCCAGCUGGCUGAGAGCCACAGCAGCCCAGGUAAAGGUGGCUCUUGCCUCUGUACUCAAACUGCGGAACCACGAGUCCGAGGAUGUUCAGGGUGCUGUGCGCCAGCUCUGCCUGGGUUUGCUUGACGAGUGCCACAUGUCGCUGGCAGAUAGCGCAUCUAUACUUGUCGAGAGUGCAAUUGUCACUGCAGAGGACGAGGACCAUACUACCACCAAAGAUGGUGAGGCCGGAUUUCAGGCGUUGGGGUCUUUGGAUGUGGGACUUCGUGGCCUGGGACCCCAGACUACCCUCGCAGAUCUGGCUAUCCUGUACCCUGAACUUGCAGAUGUUGCGAAAGAAACAGCGUACAGCUGGGCAAACAGCCUUUCUCGCAGCAUGCAAGCCAGCGACGAAGGAAUCAAACGGCAUGCCAUUCGAAAUCUCCAAAAGGCGAUAGCCAUUUUGGAAGUGUUGCGUGUUGAUUCGACGACGUUGGAAAAUACUCUUUCGUCUGCACUGCGAGACAGCGUGAUGUCUCUGGCUCUCGCUUCGGCCUCGCCAAGGGCAGCGGUAAACGAUGCAGACACCGAUGAUAUACUAGAGACCGGAGUUUCGGCCAUUGUACCACAAGAGUUUCAGUCGGCCGAGGAACAGUCUUACAAGCCAGUGUUACUGGGUCUGGGGAGCCAGAAAGUUACACGUGAUGCUCUACUGGGUCUACUAGCUCAUAUCGGAUCAUCCUCCCAGCAGGUACGGCUAGCAUCGGAGAUGCUAUAUUUUGUACGGGAUUCGGAUGGGCUGGAACAGGUGGCGGCGUUUUGGUUGUCGUUUGAGCUUGUCAAAGCAUCAUUUUCUAGGUCUGCAGAUAUCGACAGUCUCCUGGAUCUUGGGGCUUUUGGAGAUGGAGAUGGCGACGGGCCGGAAGCGGUUUUGGAGGACCUUUUGUCAUUUUCGGUUGGGAGGCUUGCAUCGCAUUCAGAUACCGUCGACAACGGCGAUUGGCGUCUUGGAGCAGUGGCAAUGGAGAUUACAGCUUUUGCCGCCUCUCGGGUCAAGGAGGCCUUCCGGCCCGAGCUGAUCGAUGUCCUGUAUCCCAUUGCUACCUAUCUGGGAUCGCCACAGGCAGAGCUGCGGAGCCACGCGAUCACGACACUCAACAGCCUUGCCGUCUCAUGCGGCUACACGAGUGUUUCGGAGCUCAUCAUCGACAACGUCGACUACAUGCUCAACUCGGUGUCUCUGAGGUUAAACACAUUCGAUAUCUCGCCAGCUUCGACCAAGGUGCUCACUAUGAUGAUCCGUCUCGCAGGACCACGACUGGUUCCCUACCUGGACGAUGCCGUGGCUGCCAUAUUUGCUGCCCUGGACAAUUACCACGGAUACCCGCUCUUUGUAGAGAGUCUCUUUUCAGUCCUGGGCGAGGUCGUGCAGCAGAGUGUGAAGUCUGACACGCUUUUGCUCGAAAGCGUACCAUCUGAGGCAGGGCCAUCGCGAAACCGGAAAAGACGAGGUGCAGCUUCUACGACGGGGGAUCUGCUCGACAUACUCGACGAGCGAGCCAAGCGAAGGAAGACAGACGACACAGAGCACAUUAGAUCUCGGCCGAAACAUACGAAGCAGCCGUGGAAGUCCGAGGCAGAUGAGUUAUUGCGCAAGCGGGAAGCAGGAGAUAUGGCAGAAAACGAAGGGGAAGAGGGCACUGAAGCCAAGGCCGACGAUAAAGUGACGAGUCCGGAAGACGCCAAGACGCCGACCUACGCCCUUCUGGCACGAAUUACGACACUGACACAGCAUUACCUGACGUCGCCGACGCCGACCCUCCGCAAAGCACUGCUGGACCUGCUGGCCACAGUGGCACCCGCGCUGGCACCGGACGAGAACGCAUUUCUUCCUCUAGUGAACUCCGUCUGGCCCGUGAUGAUCACACGCCUCUACGACGGCGAGCCGUACGUGGUGACUGCCGCAUGUGCCGCCAUCGGGUCGCUCUGUGCCAGCGCAGGAGACUUUCUCGCGUCUCGCAUCAAAGCUGAAUGGCACGCCAGCCUAAGAAGGUGGUGUGUUCGCGUCAAAGCAGAGGCAGCGUCCAAGUCGGGUCGAGCUGGAGUUGGCAGCCGAGAGAGUGGUGUCAACACCGUCAAGACGUCGUCUCUACUGCAAAUACGUGGCAGGCCAUCAGGGCACAGCAGCAUUGCUGCCAGCGGCUCCUCGACAGGUGUCUUGCUCCCAAUUCGGUCAGCAGUGGGCGACGUUGAGAAGGUUUCCGAGCUGCUACAGCUUUCGUCUGGCCACGGCAGCGCAGUCGCAGAGCCAUCACCUUCUUUCACGGCCGGCCUGGGCAGAUUUGCGCAGGCAGUGCAGAUCUGGGAGGCUGUGGCCGGCUUGCUGACCGACAUUGUGACCUACGUGAAGCUGGACGACGAGAUAUACGACCAGAUCUUGGAUCUCCUUCUGGCGACUCCGCCUUCCGCCAAAACAGCUGCUGGACGACCUGUCCGUCUGCUGCCGGCGGCGCUCGAGCAGAAAGCCCGCGAGGCUCUCGAAGUUGUAAAUGCGGAUGCCGUCUGGUUGGCGCAGCUUGGAGCAGGACAGCUGGAGGAUUCGUCGUGGGUCGUUGUUAAGCCGCCGGAGUUGGAGGGUGUCAGAUUUGCGUCUUUGACCGGAGUCGAAACUCGCGCCGGAGAGAGUACAUUAGUGGAUACAUAG
Grosmannia clavigera kw1407 is the source of this 3597-nucleotide messenger RNA. RefSeq names its product heat repeat protein. The record is from RefSeq and is a predicted model, not a curated record. The transcript has 2 exons. Gene Ontology annotation, cellular component: cytoplasm. Gene Ontology annotation, biological process: chromatin remodeling. Lineage: Eukaryota; Fungi; Ascomycota; Sordariomycetes; Ophiostomatales; Ophiostomataceae. The coding region runs from base 1 to 3597 and encodes 1198 amino acids.